AUGCCCAAAGUACAUACUACGCCUGCAUUACAUCUUCUACAGUGGCCGCUGAUUCGAGACUUGGUCUCUGGUCCUUAUGAUCCUCAUACCUUGCUACAGCUUGAAAUGGCUCGCGAGCCGCUCCGAACGUCCUCACCCAUGGAGUUUGACUUGUCCAACGCAGGGCUUUAUAUUCAGGCAUUCUUCGAACGAGUCAAUGUCUGGUAUGCCUGUGUCAACCCCAACACGUGGACUCAGUACUACAAUGCUGCUGUCUCGGUCAGUUUUCGAGAAGGCCCUGAGAGUUGUGUUGCUCUCCUGGUAUUAGCUCUCGGUUGUGCCGCCCGAUGUGGAAGUAUCUCAUGUAUUUCUCAAAAUGAAGAUGCACCAGGCCUUCCAUAUUUUGCAGCGGCAUGGAGUCUUCUUCCAUCCGUCAUGAUGCGAAAUUCGGUACUUGCUGCCCAGUGCAUAAUUCUCACGUCCGCCUAUCUAUUCUACUUGGUCCGGCCCCUGGAAGCCUGGACUCUGUUAUCAAAUGCUAGUAUGAAAUUGCAGUUGCUAUUCGGCAAUCCCUCGCGCGUUCCUUCGCAAUGGAGGGAGCUAAGUGUGAGAGUAUAUUGGAAUGCUCUUUUAUACGAGAGUGACCUGCUAGCAGAACUGGACUUGCCGCACUCUGGCAUAGUACACUUUGAGGAGCUUGUCGACCUCCCGGGUCGGUUUGAGGAGGAAGAGGAUGAUGAGGAAGAUGAGGAUGAAGAAGAAGAAGAAGAAGAAGAAGAAGAAGAAGAAGAAGAAGAGGGAGUAGACAGCGAACGUCGAGAAGGUGAGGUUGUGAAUCGAUUUAUCGGCCGUGACGAGCUCUGGUACUUCCUAGCGGAGAUUGCUUUGAGACGCUUGCUCAAUCGAGUGAGCCAUAUGAUCUAUCAGAAAGACAAUUCUCUAACCCUAGGCUCCCUUGGACCAAUAGUCUCGGAGCUAGAUUUCCAACUCUCACAGUGGUAUGAAAAUCUUCCUCAGCCACUUCAGUUCCCGCUUUCUCACACACCCACUUCCAAUCCGGUCCAAACUGUCCUCAGGCUGCGGUAUUUUGCAUGCCGUACAAUCAUCUACCGACCAUAUAUAUUGGCUGUUUUCGAAAACGAGCAGGCAUGUUCGGAUCCUAAUGUGAGGGAGUGCUGCCGACGAUGCUUGGAAGCUACCUUACGCCAGCUUGAGAAUAUCACAAGCCACCGUGAAGGACAUCUCCCGUACCUCUGGCAGGGUGCGCUGUCGAUGGUAUCACAAACGUUAUUGAUUAUGGGUGCAACGAUGUCCCCAGCUCUUUCGACUCUACUGCCCCCAACAAGUCAGGUGGACCGAGUAAUUUCCAGUGUCAUGGCGGAGGUUGAUAGAUAUGCACAUCUUGCUCCAAGCUUAAAACUAUCUGCAGAGAUAAUCCGGGAUGCAGAAAGACGCCGACAAAUAUGUUUCAUGUCAACAGGACAGCGAGUAUGA
Messenger RNA from Aspergillus affinis, 1473 nucleotides. Its product is annotated as putative C6 finger domain protein. The transcript has a single exon. The record is from RefSeq and is a predicted model, not a curated record. The coding region runs from base 1 to 1473 and encodes 490 amino acids. NCBI's taxonomy places the organism in Eukaryota, Fungi, Ascomycota, Eurotiomycetes, Eurotiales, Aspergillaceae.